Daucus carota subsp. sativus is the source of this 2860-nucleotide messenger RNA. Its product is annotated as mannosyl-oligosaccharide glucosidase GCS1. The record is from RefSeq and is a predicted model, not a curated record. NCBI's taxonomy places the organism in Eukaryota, Viridiplantae, Streptophyta, Magnoliopsida, Apiales, Apiaceae. The coding region runs from base 136 to 2703 and encodes 855 amino acids. Gene Ontology annotation, biological process: protein N-linked glycosylation; oligosaccharide metabolic process. Gene Ontology annotation, molecular function: Glc3Man9GlcNAc2 oligosaccharide glucosidase activity. Gene Ontology annotation, cellular component: endoplasmic reticulum membrane. The transcript has 22 exons.
CGAAGCGGGUUCCCGUUCUUUUGAAGCCCACCAUUUGAAUUGUCAACACUCUUCCCAAGUCCAACUCGUGCUCUUCACUUCUCACUCAUUCAUCCCGCUAAUCCCCUUCCUCUGAUGUUAAAUCUCACCUGAAAAAUGACGUCAACAACCGGCCGGAGAUCUGCCCGGAGUAGAAUCAAAUCCUCCGGCACCGAGGACAACGAUCACCUCAAUUCCGGCAACUUAAAGUCCAUUCCUAAAUUACGAAAACACAAUGCCAGAAACAACACUAGCUCUAUACUCAAUCUUAAUCUCAACCUCAAAGUAUUGUUAGGGUUUGGAGUUUUCACUUUCUUAAUCGCCUUGUUUUUAAUUUACCGUCUGGUUAAUUUCACCGGGGAUGUUGAUGAUAAGAUUCGUAGACUUGUCACCCCCUUUCCUUCUCCGAAACUCGCUGAUCUUCCUAUGUUUCAAGGUGAACACAAGGAGAGUUUAUACUGGGGAACUUACCGCCCAAAUGUUUAUGUUGGAAUUCGAGCUAGGGUUCAACAGUCUCUGAUUGGUGGGAUGAUGUGGAUUGGUGUAAAGGAUGGAAGGUAUUUUGUCCGACAUGUCUGCCAAGAUUCAGAUGAGCUGAAGAAGUAUGGCUGGACAUCUCAUAAUGGGCGGGAUUAUGGGCAUCAAGUUAUUAUUGACCAAGAAAUGACAUUGGAAACAAGUUUCUUGAAAUAUAGAGGAAAAAACAGUGGUUAUGGAGGAGAUUGGGUAGUUCGAAGUGAUGUGCGAACUGAAAUAAUUAACGAUGAAAAGCAGAGAAUUGGACACCUCUUCUUUUACUUGGCUGAUGAGGGAAAUAAUGCUCUGAGUCUGGGCAGAGGAGUUGUGGAUGUUCAUGAGAGUUCUUGUCUGGCAUCAGGUUCACGAGAGGAUGUCGGGAAUUGGCAGCUGCAUUUAAAAUCAGCGAAUGAUUUAGAGGUCCAUUAUUCUGGGUUCAAGACCCCUCACAUUCAUAAUUUGUCUGACCUACUUCAGGAAACUCUUGGGGACCAAGUACGAAGAUUUGGGCGUUUGCAGCUUCCAGAUACGUCGGAUGAUUCUGCAAACAUAUUAGUCUUUCAGAUAACAGCUAGAAUUCCGUUCAGUUUCGAUAUUGCUUUUCUAUCUGGAUCUGGCUUUGAUAGUUCUAAUGUUGAAGAGCGUGUUAGCAGCCUCACAGGUACUCAAUUGAAAGACAAGCUAAGCAAUAAGGAAAAUGAAUUGGAUGACAAGUUCAUAAAUUGCUUUAACACAUCUGGAAAGCUUGAUUCUAACACAGUGACAGUUGGUAAGGCUGCAAUUGGUAAUUUGUUGGGGGGAAUCGGUUACUUCUAUGGAGAAUCAAAAAUCUCGUUGCCAACUAACAUCAAUGCAAAAUCGGGAAAUAAUUUUAUUUCAUACUGGCCAGCUGAGUUAUAUACAGCUGUUCCCAGUCGCCCUUUCUUUCCUAGAGGAUUCUUAUGGGAUGAAGGUUUUCAUCAACUACUGAUCUGGCGAUGGGAUAUCUACAUCUGCUUGGAUAUUGUUGGCCAUUGGCUAGAUUUAAUGAAUGUUGAUGGAUGGAUUCCCCGUGAGCAGAUUUUAGGUGCCGAAGCUCUUAGUAAGGUCCCAGCUGAAUUUGUUCUCCAGCAUCCAACCAAUGGAAACCCCCCAACUCUAUUCUUAGUUUUACGUGAUCUGGUUUGCAGUAUGAAGAAAAAGAAUUUUAGUGAUCUUGAACAGAAAAAGAUAUCUUCCUUUCUCGAGCGGGCUUUUGUUCGUCUCGAAGCAUGGUUUCAGUGGUUCAACACUACACAAUCAGGUAAGGAGACAAAUACCUACUUUUGGCAUGGAAGAGACAGUUUAAUCAUCCAUGAAUUGAAUCCAAAGACUCUGUCUUCUGGGUUUGAUGAUUAUCCACGUGCGUCGCACCCAAGUGAAGAAGAACGUCACCUGGAUCUUAGAUGCUGGAUGUUUCUUGCAGCAGAUUGUAUGCACUCCAUCUCGGAGCUUUUUGCGGAGAAAAUUGAAUUGGGAAAGAAAUAUAGUUUGACUUCCAAGCUGCUCUCAGAUUUCGAACUUCUUAAUAAGAUGCACUUUGACAAUUCCCAUGGGACUUAUUUUGAUUUUGGAAAUCAUUCAGAAAAGGUUCGCUUAGUGUGGCAGCUUGUGGAGGAUUCUAAUGGUUUCCCUAGUCGAAAGCUUGUCCGAGAGGUGUCUAAGGAACCAGUAUUGGGGUUAGUUCCUCAUAUUGGUUACAUCAGCCUUUUUCCAAUGAUUUGGAGAAUUAUUCCUUCUAAAUCUUGGGUUCUAGGAAAACAGCUUGACAUCAUCUCAAACAAGUCCAUCUUAUGGACCGAGUUCGGACUUCGCUCUUUGGGGAAAACAAGUUCGAUGUACAUGAAACGCAACACAGAGCAUGACCCACCUUAUUGGCGAGGUCCUAUUUGGAUGAACAUGAAUUACUUGAUUCUUUCCUCGCUGCAUCACUACUCUAAAGAGGAUGGGCCGUAUAGAGAAAGAGCUGAAAAUAUUUAUAAUGAUCUGAGAAGCAAUUUGAUAAGAACCGUUGUUAAGAACUAUCAGCAAACUGGGUAUUUUUGGGAGCAAUAUGAUCAAAAGACCGGGAAGGGAAAAGGUGCACGUGUAUUUACUGGCUGGACGUCGCUUGUGCUAUUAAUUAUGGCAGAAGGUUUCAGUGAAUGUUAAAGCACUGCAACUCUGUUGGUUUUUUAUGGAAAAAUAUGGCAAAAGAAAGGCAUGUGUAAUUUAGCAAAAAGAACCUUCUGGCAACAGCUUAUUGGCCAAAAAUUACUUGUAAAGUCAAUUAGUUCUAAUCUAUCAACAAAAGUCAAUUGUUCAAAAA